ACCACAGAUCCCGGAGCGGAAGACCGAGAUUGAGCAAAGGGGGUGGACUCCGGGCAAUCCCUAGCCCAAUUCUGCGCCUCCAUCCCGAGGGGGCAGAAACAUUGCCUUCCUCUGCUGACCUCUAGCAGGAAAACAAAAUUAAAGGGAAAGAUAAAAGGACACGGAGGAGGAAAAAGUGACAGCUAUAUUAUUCAGGAGAGGCACAGAGGAGAGAAAUUGGGGUGAGUCGCCAUGGGGACUCCCAAGACCCAGCACCCACCGCCUUCCCAGCUGCUGUUCCUAAUUCUGCUGAGCUGUCCCUGGAUUCAGGGUCUACCCCUGAAGGAUGAGGAGGCACUGCCAGAACCUGGAAGUGAGACUCCCACAGAGGCCUCUGAGGCCCUGGCUGAGCUGCUUCACGGGGCCCUGCUGAGGAAAGGCCCAGAGAUGGCCUACUUGCCAGGAUCUGAUCCAGACCCCACACUAGCCACUCCUCCAGCCGGCCAGACUCUUACAGCACCCUCCUUGCCACGAGCCACUGAGCCAGCCACAGGGCCUCUGACAACAGCUGUAACUCCUAAGGGGGUCAGGGGAGCAGGUCCCACUGCCCCUGAGCUGCUGACUCCACCCCCGGGAACUACAGCUCCACCCCUGCCUGGCCCUGCUUCCCCAGUCCCACCCCUGGCUCCUGAAGGUGGAGAAGAGGAGACCACUACCACCAUCAUCACCACGACAACCGUCACCACCACAGUCACCAGUCCAGUUCUGUGUAAUAACAACAUCUCCGAGGGUGAAGGGUACGUGGAAUCUCCAGAUUUGGGAAGCACCGGCAGCCGCACCUUGGGGCUCUUGGACUGUACUUACAGCAUCCAUGUCUAUCCUGGCUAUGGCAUUGAAAUCCAGGUGCAGACACUGAACCUGUCUCAGGAGGAGGAACUCCUGGUGCUGGCUGGUGGAGGGUCCCCAGGCUUGGCCCCCCGUCUCCUGGCCAACUCUUCCAUGCUCGGAGAAGGACAGGUCCUUCGAAGCCCAACCAACCGGCUGCUUCUGCACUUCCAGAGCCCACGGGUUCCUAGGGGAGGUGGCUUCAAGAUCCACUAUCAGGCCUAUCUCUUGAGCUGUGGCUUUCCUCCCCGGCCAACCCAUGGGGAUGUGAGCGUGACAGAUCUGCACCCGGGUGGCACUGCCACAUUCCACUGUGACUCAGGCUACCAGCUACAAGGAGAGGAGACUCUCAUCUGCCUCAAUGGUACCCGGCCAGCGUGGAACAGUGAACCUCCUAGCUGUGUGGCCUCCUGUGGUGGCAUCAUCCACAAUGCUACGCUGGGCCGCAUUGUGUCUCCUGAGCCUGGGGGAGCUGCAGGGCCCAACCUCACCUGCCGCUGGGUCAUUGAAGCUGAUGAAGGACGCCGGCUACACCUGCACUUCGAGAGGGUCUCGCUGGAUGAGGACAAUGACCGGCUGAUGGUGCGCUCAGGAGGCAGCCCUCUGUCCCCUGUGAUCUAUGACUCUGAUAUGGAUGAUGUCCCAGAACGUGGUCUCAUCAGUGACGCCCAGUCCCUCUAUGUGGAGCUGCUGUCAGAGACACCUGCCAAUCCCCUGCUGCUCAGCCUCCGAUUUGAAGCCUUCGAGGAGGAUCGCUGCUUUGCUCCUUUCCUGGCACAUGGCAAUGUCACUACCACUGACCCUGAGUACCGCCCAGGGGCACUGGCUACCUUCUCAUGCCUCCCGGGCUAUGCCCUGGAGCCCCCAGGUCCCCCCAAUGCCAUCGAGUGUGUGGAUCCCACAGAACCCCACUGGAAUGACACAGAGCCAGCCUGCAAAGCCAUGUGUGGAGGGGAGCUGUCUGAGCCGGCUGGUGUGGUCCUCUCUCCUGACUGGCCCCAGAGCUACAGCCCCAGCCAGGACUGCAUGUGGAUCCUGCACGUCCAGGAAGAGAGGCGCAUCUUGCUCCAAGUUGAAAUCUUGAACGUGCGGGAAGGGGACAUGCUGACCCUGUUCGACGGGGACGGUCUCAGUGCCCGAGUCCUGGCCCAGCUGCGGGGACCUCAGCCGCGCCGCCGCCUCCUCUCUUCCGGGCCGGACCUCACGCUGCAGUUCCAGGCCCCGCCCGGGCCCCCCAAUCCAGGCCUAGGCCAGGGCUUCGUAUUGCACUUCAAAGAGGUCCCGAGGAAUGACACGUGCCCCGAGCUGCCGCCCCCCGAGUGGGGCUGGAGGACGGCGUCCCACGGGGACCUGAUCCGGGGCACCGUGCUCACUUACCAGUGCGAGCCGGGCUACGAGCUGCUGGGCUCCGACAUCCUCACCUGCCAGUGGGACCUCUCCUGGAGCGCCGCGCCUCCCGCCUGCCAAAAGAUCGUGACUUGUGCUGACCCUGGUGAGAUCACCAAUGGCCACCGCACCACCUCGGAUGCCGGCUUCCCCGUGGGCUCUCAUGUCCAGUACCGCUGUCUGCCAGGGUACAGCCUGGAGGGCGCAGCUGUGCUCACCUGCUACAGCCGCGACACAGGCACACCCAAGUGGAGCGACCGGGUCCCCAAAUGCGCCUUGAAGUACGAGCCAUGCCUGAACCCCGGCGUCCCUGAGAAUGGCUACCAGACACUGUACAAGCAUCACUACCAGGCGGGCGAGUCUCUUCGCUUCUUCUGCUAUGAGGGCUUUGAGCUUAUCGGCGAGGUCACCAUCACCUGUGUGCCCGGCCACCCCUCACAGUGGACCAGCCAGCCCCCGCUCUGCAAAGUGGCCUAUGAGGAGCUCCUGGACAACCGAAAACUGGAAGUGACGCAGACCACAGACCCAUCACGGCAACUGGAAGGCGGAAACCUCGCCCUGGCCAUCCUGCUGCCCCUCAGCUUAGUUAUUAUUCUUGGCAGUGGUGUUUAUGUAUAUUACACCAAGCUACAAGGCAAAUCCCUUUUUGGCUUCUCCGGCUCCCACUCCUACAGUCCCAUCACUGUGGAGUCCGACUUCAGUAAUCCACUGUAUGAAGCUGGGGAUACGCGGGAAUAUGAAGUUUCCAUAUGAACCCCAAGACAAAGGCUGCAGGACCCAGAAUACCCCUCCCCUCCUCAUCUGAGGCAGUGGGGGAGCACAGGACCUAGUGGCCGGCUCCUGACUCCCCUCCCCCCCUGCUGUGUAAAUAGUCUCCCUAUCCCAAUGAGGGGGCUUCAUGGCCCUGAAGAGCCUACAGUAAACAAACCAGCAUCCUGCC
Messenger RNA from Dipodomys ordii (Ord's kangaroo rat), 3190 nucleotides. It is a transcript of the gene Sez6l2, whose product is annotated as seizure related 6 homolog (mouse)-like 2. NCBI's taxonomy places the organism in Eukaryota, Metazoa, Chordata, Mammalia, Rodentia, Heteromyidae. Gene Ontology annotation, biological process: synapse maturation. Bases 232 to 3003 code for a protein of 923 amino acids. The record is from RefSeq and is a predicted model, not a curated record. Gene Ontology annotation, cellular component: neuronal cell body; endoplasmic reticulum. The transcript has 18 exons.